Penicillium nucicola is the source of this 819-nucleotide messenger RNA. RefSeq lists its product as uncharacterized. The record is from RefSeq and is a predicted model, not a curated record. The coding region runs from base 1 to 819 and encodes 272 amino acids. Lineage: Eukaryota; Fungi; Ascomycota; Eurotiomycetes; Eurotiales; Aspergillaceae. The transcript has a single exon.
AUGUUUGGAGUCAGACAAAGAAACCGAUAUCGAGAUAUCUCCCAUCGUGCCUUUUCCUCCAUUUCACCAGCAAAUAUCUCGCCUAUCUGCCUUGGCCGCAUUGAAAAGCACACUCGACCAAUUGCUCAAUUCCCUCCCCUAGAGGAGUCUCCAUGGUACGUGGAUCCACCGUGCCUUCCCGACCAAAUCGACGAGGAACUCCGUGGAAAUGGCCUUCGCGCCUGGGGCUUUGUCAUUUACCGAUGUACCUACCAGAGCCAAGCGGCCUGGGACGAGUUUAUAUGUCGACUACUCACCAAUACUUACGAGACUCUGGAAGAAAUGGAAGCCCCUGAGAUCCUUGAAAACUUUGCCUUAACUGUGAUUGAAGACUCGGGAAGUUUAGACGGGGCUACCACUACUACGGUACGGCGGCACUUUCAGCAGUGGGUAGAGAACGCAGUACCAGAUGAACAUGGUACUAGCCGGAUUCUAAAAUCGCACCGAAAUCAGUACUGUCUUCAGAUUACGCAGGAUGUCUUAGACUCUGUUCUCACCCCUAAGAAGAAUGGAGGGGUUGUACGACUUAUUCGAGAGGUCUGGAAGGAGUAUGACCCUUACGAUGGAGGGGAAAGGCUUGAAGAUGAGUUCGAGGAGAUUGAAGGGUGUACUUUGGAAGAUGUAGGGUGGAUAAAGGUCCCGUUCUAUGAUGUGAUGUUUCUUUGUUGGGAAGAAUUAGCUGGAGAGUGUUGGGAAUACGAAUAUCGUCGUCCGCCGGAGAUUGCUUGUUGUUCGUUCUCGUUUCGGAAAGAAUUGGCUUGUUCUACAACAGAGAAAUAG